AUGGCGGAAUCAACAGAACGAAAACUGGAGGUCCAAACAGACACCAAUAGCUUCACCCUUAAAGGAAGAUCAUGUGAAAUGUCAGCCUAUUCAUUUAUACCCACGAAAAGGGAAGAUCCUGCGGAGAGGACUGUUUUCAACACCCCUAAAGAUGUAUCUAUAGCUGUGGCUGAGGAAAGAUAUCCCUAUUCAACAUAUCAGAGACUUUUUAGAAAACAAGUUGGAUUCAACAAUAAGCUUCAUCGUGAUGACAGAGAGCAUGCCAAAUCUCGGGGUCUUAAGGUCAAUGAUGAGGAAAAAGUAAAAGAAGUACCCACCCUCGCUUCCUCGGAGUACGGCCAUCGACUGGACAUGUGUAGCGACCCUCCAACCAGACAGCAUGUGAGGAUUGCCCAUGUCAAAUCACAGUUCUACAGGAGGAACGGGAUCACAUCAUGAGACCUUUAGACUGGUGCUUCCUGACUUCAUCUAAGACAUCAUUGGUUGUGCAAUUCAUUCAUAGACAACAUAGCUAACUUACUGCAGGUCAUAAAAGAUGAUGUUGACUUCAUUGUUGGUA
Ylistrum balloti is the source of this 559-nucleotide messenger RNA. RefSeq names its product cilia- and flagella-associated protein 90-like. Bases 1 to 438 code for a protein of 145 amino acids. The transcript is spliced from 4 exons. Lineage: Eukaryota; Metazoa; Mollusca; Bivalvia; Pectinida; Pectinidae. The record is from RefSeq and is a predicted model, not a curated record.